This is a messenger RNA of Striga hermonthica, 1872 nucleotides long. NCBI's taxonomy places the organism in Eukaryota, Viridiplantae, Streptophyta, Magnoliopsida, Lamiales, Orobanchaceae. The record is from the annotation of a GenBank genome assembly.
AUGGUGGACGGCGUCGGCGAGUACGAUAACAAGCCUAUCGAGGUACGGGCCAUUGAGGCUUUGGGCCAGGGCUUCGACUUCGCCAGCGAUUUCAGGCUCAAGUUCGUCAAGCGAUGCCCUUGCGGCGGCGGCGCCGGCGACGGGGGAGACGGCGGUAGCUUGCUUCUCUUAGACCACCACCGCAGGAGAGACGUCGUCCUGCCGGGAGGCCUCACCAUACCAGAUGUGCCUGAAUGCAUACGAGUCGAUAAAGGGGAUCACAUUCGCUUCAAGUCCGAUGUGCUCAAAUUCAAUCAGAUGUCGGAGCUGCUCAAUCAGAAAUCGUCGGUACAGGGAAAAGUCCCGUCGGGAUAUAUGAAUGCUAUUUUCGAUUUGAGCGGAGCCUGGUUGAAUGAUGCUGCGGACGCCAAGUACUUAGCUUUCGAUGGCUAUUUCAUCUCGCUGUACUAUUUGCAUCUCACCGCAUCGCCUUUAGUUCUUCGCGACGAUGUCAAGAAAUCUGUUCCGUCUCAAUGGGAUCCGGCAGCACUGUCCAGAUUUAUCCGAACCUUUGGAACACAUAUAGUUGUGGGAAUGGCAGUUGGAGGCCAGGAUUUGCUGUGUGUUAAACAGAAGCCAUCUUCUCCAAUUCCACCUGCUGAACUCAAAGGAUAUUUGGAAGAACUUGGAGAUUGCUUGUUCUCUGAUGCCAGUAGUCCCAUAUUGGAGAGAAUAGCAAAAGAUAAUAAGGUGUGUUUUCCGGAGGUGUUUGGUCGUAUGCUACAAUCGCAUACCAUGCAGUUCACCAGCAUCACAGAAACAUCAAGCAAGGAUGGACUCACUCUUAUUUGGUCAAAAAGAGGAGGUGAUGUGUUUACACAAAGUCACUCCAGGUGGCUCCAGACCAUGGCAGCUAACCCAGAAGCUGUACUUCUCAAAUUUGUACCGAUUACCUCUCUUCUGAAUGGGAUUCCAGGGAGUGGCUACCUUAGUCAUGCCAUUAACUUGUACCUACGAUAUAAACCCACUUUAGAGGAUUUGCCAUAUUUUUUGGAAUUUCAAGUUCCCAGUCAGUGGGCUCCUUUGUUCUGUGAGUUGCCCCUAAGGCAUCUGAGGAGAAAGGCCUCAUUUCCUUCUCUGCAGUUUAGUUUCUUAGGUCCAAAAGUUUAUGUCGGCUCCACUCAGGUAACAAGCGAUCAAAAGCCAGUAACGGGUCUCCGCCUUUACCUGGAAGGCAAGAAAAGCAACCGCCUUGCAAUACAUGUGCAGCAUCUAUCAAGCCACCCGAGCAUCACCUCUCCAAAUCCCACGGCACGAAAACCCCAGUGGAGGGGUUCGGACGAUUACGAACUGUCGGACCAGUUCUUAGAACCCGUCCGCUGGAAGCGAUAUUCCAAGGUAUGCUCGUCCGUGGUCAAGCACGACCCCACUUGGGUGGUCUCCUCUGGUGGUGGCGUAUUCAUCGUGACAGGUGCACAGCUUGUCAUUAAGGGGAAAUGGCCGAGAAAAGCCCUUCACCUCCGACUGCUCUACACACAUUUACCCAACUGCAGCAUACGAAAGACUGAAUGGGCUUCUGUGCCCGAGUCAUCCCACAAGUCGAGCUUUUUCACCAACCUCAGCACGACUUUCAAUUUUACUCAGACAGAAAGUGCUGAUCCCAUGAAGAAGCAAACCCAAAUGAGGGCACUCAACUCGGGUGUGUACCCAGACGGUCCCCCUGUCCCGAUUCGGUCCACUAAACUUCUUAGGUAUGUGGACACAACCGAGGUCUCGCGUGGGCCAUACGAUGUCCCGGGGCAUUGGCUUGUGACGGCCGCUAAACUUGUGACAGAUGGUGGCAAAAUCGGUUUGCAUGUCAAGUUUGCUUUGUUGGAUUACUCGCAGGAAUGA